Molecule: messenger RNA, 1020 nt
Organism: Rhododendron vialii
Lineage: Eukaryota; Viridiplantae; Streptophyta; Magnoliopsida; Ericales; Ericaceae
Product: protein FAR-RED IMPAIRED RESPONSE 1-like
Exons: 2
Coding region: 1-1020 (339 amino acids)
Source: RefSeq, a predicted model, not a curated record
AUGGAAAUAGAAGAUAUGAAUUUGGAGGAGAAUCAGAAUCUGGAGGAAAAUCAGAAUUUGGACAUGGUAUUGGAACCUAAGGUCGGAACAUUAUUCAAUUUUGAAGAUGAAGCCAAGGAAUGUUACAGUACUUAUGCAAAAUCAAGAGGUUUUGGUGUAGUCAUAAAAUUCUCUAAGAAGCGUGACAAUGGGGUAAAGACGAAUAUAUCUUAUGGUUGUCAUCAAAGUGGAAAGCCUAGGACAAUGGCUUUGAAUCCCGUUAAGGCCCAUCCAACAACAAAAAUAGAAUGUAAAGCCGGUAUGAAUAUCUCUUUACAAGUUGACGGAAAGUGGAUGUUGAAUUCAAUUGAACAAAAUCAUAACCAUGAAAUGGAUUCGGAAAAAGUGAAAUAUCUUAAGUGCUAUCGAAAUAUCCCACCACAUGCGAUGAGGGCAAUUGAAUUGAACACGGCAGCCGGAAUCACAUUAAACAAAAUCAUUGCCUCAUGUGAGAUCGAGGCAGGGGGGCCUAAUAAUCUGAUGUGGACAAAUAAAAAUGCAAGGAAUCACAAGGAUAAACAAAGGCGUUUACAGCUCAAAGAAGGGGAUGCCGAAGCAAUGCAUAAGUACUUUGUCAGAAUGCAAAAAGACAAUGGUGACUUCUUUUAUGUCAUUGAUCAUGAUGAAGAUUAUCGAUUACAGCAUGUCUUUUGGGCCGAUGCUAGGAGUACGGAGUUAUACAAAGAAUUUGGUGAGGUGGUCACCUUUGACACCACUUACCUUAUUAACAAGCACAAUAUGCCUUUUGCACCAUUUUAUAGGGAUUCCCACCGUAAUGCCAUCAUUACAGACCAAUGUAGGGCCAUGCAAAACGCGAUAAGUCAAGUUUUUCCAAAUGCACGUCAUCGUCGGUGUUUGUGGCAUAUCAUGAAUAAAGUUCCUGACAAAUUUAAGAGUUACGACCAGUAUAAGCCGAUUAAAACAUCCCUCAAGAGUGUUGUAUAUGAUUCCUUGAAUCCAAAGGAGUUUGAACAAAAUUAA